AUGGCGUCUGAAACGAGACCCGCGAAAUAUACCCAGCUAGUCGUAGACGAGGAAGAACCGAUUAUUGAGGCUAAACUAUAUCGGUACAUUACUUCGUUGGACGAAUCGCCAGCUUGUUACACGCGCUUCUUCGAUGCACUGCUGAUACAAAGAGGGUCUCGUGCUCAAUUCUUUCACGACCUGAAAACGUUCCGAGAACAACCGACCAUCGUCGCAUUGCUCGAAUCGGGCACCAGGGAGGGCUAUCGGACAUGCACGCAAAGGUUCGUCACUUCUCGAUUCGCCCACCCUUGGUGUCGGAUCAACAGCGACUUCAAGUCCGGCUGGAGUCGGGCAGCCUGGGUCGGCGGCACGAAGAAGGUGACCAAGGAUGACAGGAAGGAAGAGGAACGCCUGCAUCGACUCCUGGUGCCGAUCUGGAUUGCUUUCCAGAGGCGGAUGUUCCCAGGUCAGGAAGCUCUGGACGAAUGGAUAGCGAAAAACGAUGAGUUGGCCACCAAGAGAAAAGUCCAGGCUGAAGAGAGAGCCAAGGCUGAGAAAGGGUUGGAAGGGAGGAGUCCGGACGAUGCAACAGCUACCUACCCUGAGCUUGGCUUCAAACUGGCCGACGACCCAACAUCAGCACCACCAACUCAACCGACAGGUUCUUUGCCACCAGCAUCCGGCGCCACCACUGCGGCCCAGGUCUUUCUUGGAACCGCUGUUGGUGGUUUCAUUAUGAGUGAUAAACGAGUCAUGAAAUAUGUCAAGAAGAAGCUCAAGAAGAAGUGA
This is a messenger RNA of Exophiala spinifera, 771 nucleotides long. RefSeq lists its product as uncharacterized. The transcript has a single exon. Lineage: Eukaryota; Fungi; Ascomycota; Eurotiomycetes; Chaetothyriales; Herpotrichiellaceae. The record is from RefSeq and is a predicted model, not a curated record. The coding region runs from base 1 to 771 and encodes 256 amino acids.